AUACGUGAGUCCAAGAUGGCGGCGAUGGCGGGAAGAUGUGUCAUAUUGAGAAGUCUCAAGARUCAAGUUUUAAGGCUUCAAGGACCWCGCGUUUGUUCUUUAAGGAGGAUAACCAGUGAAAAUAAKARUAAUGGAUCCCCAGGWSAUAGUUUUGACAUCAAACUUUUGGAUAUUUUGGUGUGUCCCUUGUCCAAGAAGCCUCUGAGGUAUGAUCCAACAUCAAAUGAGCUAGUAUGUGAUGACCUGGGAAUAGCAUACYCAAUAUCAAACGGUAUACCAAACCUUGUACCAAGUGAUGGUCGUAUCUUGGAUGGAAAAAAGAACCAUCCUGAAGAGCCAAAGAGUGGUUCAUAGUCACAACGGUAAUUAUUAAUGCAGUAAAAGCAAGUUAAUACGGACACUCAAGUAAAGAAAGUAUCUGUAUUAAUGUGCGACUACUAUAACUGGAACAACCUACUGUAUAGACAGCGAGAACCAAUCAAAUUGUAGAAUAAAGACAAUACAUUCCAACUAUGGGUACUGAAGCCAAUCAGUUAAUAUGGAUAACAUUUUAGUAUAUGGUACCUUGAUGAAAUGUGUGUGUUUACAGUCGGGAUGCUAUAACCGGGGCCACCUAGACAUGGAGAGCCUGAACCAAUCAAAUUGUAUUAAAUGAAAACAAUGUAUAUUCCAACUUUGGGUAGUGGAGCCAAUCAAUAAACCAGCAGAAAACAAUAGCCUUUCAACAUAUCAUUUUAUUUCCAUGAGAAUUUAUUCUACAAUUUGAUUGGUUCUUGCUAUGUAGGUGGCCCUGUUUUGAGUAGUGUCACUGUAAUUGGGUGUCCAUUAAGCAGGGUUUGACYGUAAAUACAGUAUUACAUGUUCUGUAGCUUGAUUGUUAAGCUAAAACAAGCUAAAAACGUUUAUUCCAUUAUUGCUUGAUAUUAACAAGAACGUUGAAAUCACAUACAUGUAAACCAGCCUUCAGUGAAGUGCACACACUGUGCUUCAUUGCUGAAUCAUCCAUAUAUAUGUGUCRCUUUAUUACUUGUCAUUCAGCUAGUAAGAAUUCUAGGGAAGCACAGGUGGGCUCUCUUGUUUUUCCUCUCUCCAUAAAAAUUAACUUCUAAAUUCCAAUUGGAAUCCAUUGAAAGAAGAGUCACUCUGUGGAAUGUUAAUUAGAUUUCUCUUGUAAUGAACAAGGAGCUUGCGAAUUGGAAUGGAGGAAUAUAUUCCUAUGUGAGAGAGAGGCCUGGGUCUAUAAAUUAAUGAGUUGUAUAUAAGCAGUGUCAAGAGAUUAUGUAAUCAGCGUUGUCCAAGCUCAGUUAUGAUUACAUACUAUUAAUAGUUUUCAUACAAUUGCACAUGUUCAAUACCACUGUAGUCAAGUCUACUCUAUGAUUAAAGGUGUGGAUUUUGGAGCCUGGACMCAUAUAGGCAAUUAAA
Molecule: messenger RNA, 1425 nt
Organism: Actinia tenebrosa (Australian red waratah sea anemone)
Lineage: Eukaryota; Metazoa; Cnidaria; Anthozoa; Actiniaria; Actiniidae
Source: RefSeq, a predicted model, not a curated record